CUUAUAAAUAGAGCGCUGAUUAGGGUUUUCAAUUUAGCCUCGCCGUCGAAGACCGCAGCAGCAGCAGCAGGAGAGUUCUCACCGCCGGAAUCGACAAUGCCGUCGCACAAGACGUUUGUUAUAAAGAAGAAGCUAGCGAAGAAGCAGAGACAGAACAGGCCGAUUCCGUACUGGAUCCGGAUGCGGACCGACAACACUAUUCGCUACAACGCCAAGCGCCGCCACUGGCGCCGCACCAAGCUCGGCUUCUAAGCCGUAAUUUUCGAUCCUCUUUUACUUACGCUUUUGAUUUUAAAUGUUAGUAUCGGACCGAGAACGUGUUUCUGUUGUUACGAUGCGUUAGAAUUUGCUUGGCUAUUUUGACCAGGAUUUCGACGGAACGUAUUUAUCUUUUUGUGCACUUUCAAGAGAAUUGAUUCAGUUUUUGUUUUGGAGCAA
Andrographis paniculata is the source of this 438-nucleotide messenger RNA. RefSeq names its product 60S ribosomal protein L39-3. The coding region runs from base 97 to 252 and encodes 51 amino acids. Gene Ontology annotation, biological process: translation. The transcript is spliced from 2 exons. Gene Ontology annotation, cellular component: ribosome; cytosolic large ribosomal subunit. Gene Ontology annotation, molecular function: structural constituent of ribosome. The record is from RefSeq and is a predicted model, not a curated record. Lineage: Eukaryota; Viridiplantae; Streptophyta; Magnoliopsida; Lamiales; Acanthaceae.